AUGGAAGUGGGUUGGGGCUGCUGCUGGCGAAUUCUCGGUCAAAGAUGUGAAGCGUCUCUUGUCUAUGGGGAGAUGCAUAACGUCGAUUUCGUCAUGGAGUGGAGCAAUCUGGUUCCGGCUAAAUGUAAUGUUCUUGCUUGGAAAGUCGAGAUGGGUAAAAUUCCCACCUUGGCUGCCCUUGUUGAGCGUAGAGUGGAUAUUGACGAUACGACCUGCAUUCUUUGUAACUCGGGUGAAGAAAAUGCUUAUUAUCUUUUCACUAUAUGUAUCGUUGCUACCCAAGUUUGGUUUGCAGCUUCUAGAUGGUGCAAGAUUGCUCCUGUCAUCGCGGCGUCGGUCAAGGAAGUUCUGGAAGUGCACAAUCAGGUUGGUCUUGCGGGUAAAGCUAGAGACGUUUUCUGCGGGAUUGUGAGAGUGGCUGUAAGACCCUAA
Messenger RNA from Helianthus annuus (common sunflower), 432 nucleotides. RefSeq lists its product as uncharacterized. The coding region runs from base 1 to 432 and encodes 143 amino acids. NCBI's taxonomy places the organism in Eukaryota, Viridiplantae, Streptophyta, Magnoliopsida, Asterales, Asteraceae. The transcript has a single exon. The record is from RefSeq and is a predicted model, not a curated record.